Molecule: messenger RNA, 2000 nt
Organism: Lycium barbarum (goji berry)
Lineage: Eukaryota; Viridiplantae; Streptophyta; Magnoliopsida; Solanales; Solanaceae
Product: scarecrow-like protein 32
Exons: 1
Coding region: 571-1929 (452 amino acids)
Biological process (GO): regulation of DNA-templated transcription
Cellular component (GO): nucleus
Molecular function (GO): sequence-specific DNA binding; DNA-binding transcription factor activity
Source: RefSeq, a predicted model, not a curated record
CCAACAGAAAUCCUAGCCAUCAGCCACCUUUAAUUUCUUAGUCCUCUUUAUAUUAGUACUCCUCUUCCACACAAACCUUCUUUCUCUCUCUCUCCUUCUCUGCUCUUUUUUCUGUCUCUGAUAAAGAAGAUGCAGUAACAUUAAUCCAUUUUGUAGCUAGCCUUUGUAAAGUUCUCCAUAUGAGAUGUCCUUAUUAUGCCAACGAAGUGUCUCUUUUGCCCCAAUAUUGACUUUAACCAAGCAAUUCAUUGGGGUGAGAGAUAUAUAGAGAUUUUCUCACCAGUCAUUUUACCUGUCCGUAGCAAGAAAAAUACCAUUGAAACAAAAAAGUUGAACGGUCAAUUAUGGUUGAUUCAUUUGCAGAAUAUUGCAAAAGGUCUCUGCAAAGCUGGUAACCCAAUAAUGGAUCGCUUCCCAAUAAUAUUGGUCAGGUACCACUACUACUAGUCUAGUCUUUUUCUCUCUUUUCUUGUCCUUCUCUUCUUAUUACUUCUAAAAUACCAAAACUUAUAACCAUCACCAGUUCAAUUUUACCACCUUGGCAAUACUUUUCUCUAAUCCCUUCCUCUCAUGAUGCAAUUUACUGAGAGUUUACCUUUACCACCAUCACUUCACCAACAAGUUUCACCAUUUUCAAGUUUGAUGAUGGACAAAAAUAGUACUAAUAAUCAGAUCCAAUGUGCACGACCGCGGCCUGGUUUUCACACAUCAAAAAAUAUGGGAACCAUUGGUGACACAAAUUGCAUGGAGCAAUUGUUAGUCCACUGUGCCAAUGCCAUCGAGAGCAACGACUCGACUUUAGCACAACAAAUCUUGUGGGUCCUUAAUAAUAUUGCCCCUCCUGAUGGUGACUCGAACCAACGCCUCACUUGUGGAUUCCUUCGAGCCCUAAUUGUCCGCGCAGCAAAAAUUGGUACUUGCAAAUUGCUCACUACCAAUCUCAAUCAUUCAAUGGAAACUCAUAAAUUUUCCAUCAUAGAGCUUGCAAGUUUCGUUGACUUGACCCCGUGGCAUCGGUUCGGGUUCACGGCUGCUAACGGAGCUAUAUUAGAAGCUGUGGAAGGCUACUCUAUAAUUCACAUUGUUGAUUUUAGCUUGACUCAUUGCAUGCAAAUUCCCACACUUAUAGAUGCAAUUUCCACUCGACCAGAAGGACCGCCGUUAGUCAAACUAACGGUAGCGGGUGCAACGGAAGAUUUACCACCUAUGCUUGAUCUUUCUUACGAGGAAUUAGGUGCUAAAUUGGUAAAUUUCGCAAGGUCAAGAAACGUUAUGAUGGAAUUUAGAGUGAUUCCUUCAAGUUCAUCAGACGGGUUUUCAAAUGUAAUCGAACAGCUACGUGUCCAAAAUCUAAUACGUCCAGAUAAUGGCGAGGCACUAGUAAUAAAUUGUCACAUGAUGCUUCAUUACAUACCGGAGGAAACAACAUUGUCAAAUCGAUUUACCUCGGAGUGUACUACUAAUUUGUUCCGUACCAUGUUUCUUAAGGCCAUUCGUAAUUUGGACCCGACAAUUGUCGUGUUAGUGGACGAAGACGCGGAUUUUACGUCUAAUAAUCUUGUAUGUCGAUUAAGGUCCGCGUUUAAUUAUUUAUGGAUACCUUAUGAUACUGUGGAUACGUUUCUUCCGAGAGGGAGCAAGCAAAGGCAGUGGUACGAAGCGGAUAUUUGCUGGAAGAUAGAAAAUGUUAUAGCUCACGAGGGUGUUCAGAGACUCGAAAGGCUGGAACCGAAGAGCCAGUGGGUGCAACGUAUGAGAAAUGCAAAUUUCAGGAGUAGUGGUUUUAGUGAAGAAGGAGUUACGGAAGUGAAGAACAUGUUGGAUGAGCAUGCAGCUGGGUGGGGGCUAAAGAGAGAUGAGGAAGAUCUUGUGCUUACAUGGAAAGGACAUAAUGUCGUGUUUGCUACUGCUUGGGUUCCUCUUAAUUAAUUUCAUUUGGCUUAGUGUUUUCGUUUUAUUUGAUCUUGAUCUAAUCUCGAUUACUAGUAUUCCAUAUAUCA